Molecule: messenger RNA, 2933 nt
Organism: Plectropomus leopardus (leopard coralgrouper)
Lineage: Eukaryota; Metazoa; Chordata; Actinopteri; Perciformes; Serranidae
Gene: emilin2b
Product: elastin microfibril interfacer 2b
Molecular function (GO): protein binding
Source: RefSeq, a predicted model, not a curated record
CGCACCGGAGAGAGUGAACAACCCGUCUGAUUUCACUGAUCACUGGAGCACAGACCUAAUAGUGGACAAUUUUUAAAAAACAUUUUAACCAUGAAGUGCGGAAUUAUACACUUUUUAAUAACUUUUCCUCUCAUCAGUGGAUCACCUUUCCAACAAAGCGUGUUUCAGGGCAACGCGUACUCUGCCUCCGAAACACGACAGAGAAAUAAAAACUGGUGCGCCUACGUUGUGCACAAGAACGUGAGCUGUGCCGUCGUGGGAGGCACGGAGAGUUUCGUGCAGCCGGAGGUUUUGCCGUGUCCACCGGAGCUGCCCAACUGUGCGCAACAAGUGAUAUAUCAGACACACUUUCGGCCCACGUAUAAGAUUGCAUACAAGACUGUAACAGAGCUGGAGUGGAGGUGCUGCCCAGCGUACCAUGGCUACGACUGUCUGGAGGUGAAAGACAUUAAGCUGCUAGAGCGUUUUCCUCAUGCUCCCUCUGCCUCUGGACCUAUUCCUGUCCCAAAAGCUCCAGAACAGCGGACAGAGAACAAGAGAAGCCAUCCAUGGGAAGGAGAUGGACAAUUUGGAGGUCAGACAGGUCACAGGCCACUGGCGGGUCAUGGAAGAUCUCAAAGUGCACAACACCUGGAGGAGGAGGUGCAGCGGCUAUCUGAGAUAGUCCUCGACAUGCAGGCGAGAAUGACAGACAUGUCCUCCAAUCUGAGGCUGGAUUUCCAAGAGGAUGCUAGUAAAAUGCUGCACACCCUGCUGAAUAACUACAGACAGCCUGCCAGUGCGAGAGGUGGAGAGACCCACACUGUUCAGGUGCAGGACUUCUCUUUAGUGCAUGAGACUACGCAGAUGGACGAGGUCAUGAACAAAAUUAGCCAGGUCACAGAUGAGCUGGAGUCCAAGAGCAACACCCUGGAUGACCUGCUGGGUCGUGUCAACCAUCAUGAUGGACAGAUUCACCUGUUAAUGGAGGCAGCCCACAACCAACUGUCCUCGCCCCCUCCUGCUCCCCCAGCCAGUCAAUCAGACCUGCGCGCCUACCUGGACGAGAAGAUUCGCAUUCUUAGAGAAGAGUUAAUGCAAGGCAUGGACAUCAAAAUGGCAGACUUGAAGAACUCAUGCGAUUAUAAAAUCACAUCAGUUCUGGAGCAGUGUGAGGGUCAACAAGACAACUACCUCAGCCUGGCUGAGCUUAUGGACACAAAGGAAAGUGACCUCCGAAAAGAGAUCCAGGACCUUAGGAACAAGCUGGUUGAUCCUGGAAAGGAACAUACUCAUCUUGUGGAGAACCUUGAGAAAUGUCUGAACUCAUCUGAGAAGACUGGAGUGGCCCAAUGUCUCUAUUUGGAGGGGAAGCUGAAGAAAGAACAAGCAGAGGUCAUGAAAGACUUGAGAAAGACUGUGGAGGACAAGCUGGCCUCCAUGGACAAAAAACUCAGCACCCUUUUGGUAGAUAUAAGCACCAACUCCUCAUCUGGUGAUGGUGCUGUAGAAAACACUCAACAGGACCUCCAGUGCUGCAGAACCGCUGUAGAUGCUAUGGAGGUCCGUCUAAAAGCCCAGAUCAAUGACCUUGCAGACAUAAAGGGGCAACUCCUCAACUACAGCACCAGCAUUGAGGACACACAUGGCGAGUUAAGCUAUCUGAAAGGGCGUAUGGGCAAGUUGGAGGAUUCACUAUCAGAUGUAGCCCACCAGCAGUCUCAGGUGUCUGGGAAUCUCAACACCACCAGUGGUCAAGUUAAAACAGGGGCUGAGCAGGAGGCCAAGGAGCUCCUGGAGCUCCACAGAACUCAGCAUCAGGAGCUGAGAAACCGUCUGGAUGAGCUGGGCAGGGAGGUGAAAACUGAGGUCGCCCGCUGCAGAGAACAGACAGAAGAUGUCGGGAAGGAGAUUGCACACAUGGACAGCCGUGUUGUUAAUGUGGAGAGUUUAUGCGGCAAACUGGAUCCUGUCUCCGAUAACCUCCAGAGGAUCAAAGAAGGUCUGGAUAAACAUGUCACAGAGUUGUGGACUUGUGUCAACCAGCUUAAUGAUACUGUUCGAGCUCAUGCCCGAGAUAUUGGAGGUCUGAGGGGAACCUGUCAGAACCUUCAGAACCACAUCUCUAAUGUGGCCAGAGACCUCCAGGUGUUAACCAACAGCAAUCUUGGAAAGACAGGCGUUGUGGUUGCUGUGGAGAAUGCAGGACUUCCUCAGAGUUCAACCAAGAUCCUCACAGUGCCGGUCGGACCCCCGGACGCCAGAAAGCCAUCUGUGAUGGAGACCGGAGAGGCAGGACCUCCGGGCAAGAUGAUCCCGUCCAAGUUGCCAAAGGGGACGGACGGCAGCAUGAUGCCCGUUCAGGGUUUUGCUGGAGCACCAGCCUCACCAUCUAAAUCCACUGACUCACUAAAGCUCAGCACACCGCUCAUCACAGAUGUGAACAUACCCCUCAGACCACCACCACAGAAACCUGCUGCAGCGUCAGGUGGUCAGGUGUCGUUCUCAGCUGGUCUGACUCUGCCACCGUUCCAGGGAGAGACUGGAGUCAUUCAGUUCAACGAGGUGCUGGUUAAUGAUGGAGGACACUAUGACGCUCACACAGGCAUCUUCACAGCUCCCACAGACGGACGUUACCUGGUGACCGCCGUGCUUACGGCCCAGCGUGGCGAGAGGGUCGAGGCCAUCCUGUCCGUGUCCAAUCGCAGCAUCCAGAAGUUGGACACAACAGGCUUCUUGUCAGGAGCAGCAGCGGCGCCGCUGUCUCCUGUCCAGUGUAACUGCAGCAGUUCAGCCUCAGUGAGUCUCGUUCUGUCUCUGAGGAGAGGAGACCGAGCGGGACUGGUCAUGACUGCUGGAAAACUCGCCGUCUCAGCCUCCUCUGAGAUCCUGUCAUCGUUCAGCGCUGUGCUUCUUUACUCCAGCCCAUCAAAACGGUAACCCUGCUCUUUUUA